Molecule: messenger RNA, 1071 nt
Organism: Zasmidium cellare ATCC 36951
Lineage: Eukaryota; Fungi; Ascomycota; Dothideomycetes; Mycosphaerellales; Mycosphaerellaceae
Exons: 2
Coding region: 1-1071 (356 amino acids)
Biological process (GO): tRNA 3'-end processing; endonucleolytic cleavage in ITS1 to separate SSU-rRNA from 5.8S rRNA and LSU-rRNA from tricistronic rRNA transcript (SSU-rRNA, 5.8S rRNA, LSU-rRNA); tRNA 5'-leader removal
Cellular component (GO): multimeric ribonuclease P complex; ribonuclease MRP complex
Molecular function (GO): ribonuclease MRP activity; ribonuclease P activity
Source: RefSeq, a predicted model, not a curated record
AUGAUUGGUCUUGCUAAGGACAACGGUCCCAAACCAAGAUGUCUCGUCACCAACGCCAAACUCUCCAACUUCCUCAAUCACGAACAACCACCAACCAAAAAACGGCCAUUUUCAACAAUCCUGAAUCAAACAUACACACACACCCUAACCCUCCUCCUCCCAACAACAACCACUCCAAACAACCCCUUCCAAACCGCCCUCUCAGCCUCACCCACACCCUGGACCCUCCACCACCUAAAACUCCACCUCAACCUCUCCUCCCUCCUCACAAACCCCUUCUUCACAACCUACAUAAAAUCACCCCCAGCCUCCCUGACCCUCCUCUCCCUCCCCUCCAGCAACCCCUACGCCGGAACCUUCACCCUGCACGAAGGCCUGCUCGCCCUCGACCUCGACAGACCGACCUACGAGCGCGUGGGCCUGCAGGGGAAGCCGACGUCGACAUCAGGGGGGAGGAAGCAUGUCAAGGAUCGGUUUUUGGUGGAGCUGAAUUUGAGAUUACCGUCGAUGGUGCAUGGCAAGAAGGGGUUCGAAAGGAUCGUCUGGGCGUUUGAGAAUGUUCUCAACGAGACGUGUACCUGGCUCGCUGUCGACGCGAGGUCUGGAGGGUUUGAAUCACUUCUCCAAGACCCUGAGGUACCGAUCAAGGACUUCGCCCCGCUGGAGAGGAACGUCCGACCAGCAGUUUCGGCAUUGGAAGAUGUCCUCGUCCCUGCAUUCCCAGACGAAGGCGGGAUCAAGGAAGAGGACUACGCCGACGCAGAGGAACUCCUCGAGUGGAUCACCCUCGCUAUGUUGAAUUCCCCGCGGAUUCGAAAGGACGAUGGUAUCGAUAAACAUUUCUCACGAUAUCAGGUCCCCGAUUCGUUUGGAGAGACUGAGACGCAGAAUCUGAGCAAAUUCCGGUGGAGGGGCCUAAUACCGCCUGAGUUUGCCUAUAAGGUCUUCCUCGCGGCGUUGAAAGCGUCAGGGGAUGACUGGGUGGCAUUGAGCGCGGAGGCUUUCAACGGGGAGACGUAUACGAUUCUGGUACACAAGGGGCAGAGCAUCACUUGGGAGUACAAGGACUGA